GUCUAUGCCAGGCUUCGUGCUAGGCGAGCACUGCUGGAAACACGACGCGGAACUUCCUUAAUUCGUCAUCAUGGAACUUGGAAGCCACAGCGCAGCUUGCACACGUGUGUUUCCAAGAUCUGAUCUGGAAGCACAAGGGGUGCUUGCCAUGCUGGGUAUCUCGCGACGCUUUCGUCCCCACUCUUGUCUCUUGCAGAAUCGAGAUUGAACUCAAGAGGAGGCUUUUUCCUAUCAAGCGUGCGCCGUGCAGAUCAAGGCACUUCGCUUUCGAAGCUGGGGCGGGGGCUGAAUUAGGGUGGGCGGACACAGCAGCACCUUGUAGGUUGAGCUGAGAUUGCAAAGGUAUAGCGGCAAGCGAGCAGUACGGAUUAGUAGCUAUCCUGCCGAUACAUAUUCCUCUGGAUACACCCUUUUUCCAUACUGCCUUCCUUCGAGCUGGAUUGUUCAGAUUGUUCAGUCACCACACUUUGACUAGCGCCGCCACAUUGGAGGGAAGACACUAAGCAGCAGGUUGAGGUUGAGGAGGUGAAGUGACCAGUUCUAUUGCUUUUGGCAAGUUGCAUUCUCCACAGAAGAAUGGCGCCUCAGUUGACAGUUUCUGGAUCCACUUUGAUCCAACAACUGCCCAGCAGCACCCCUGGUUUUCUUCGCUGCGCUGGCAGCCCUUUCUGCGGGGGGGGCUCAGGAACAUCUACUUUCCAGCCUGCCCUCUACCCCCUACGUCAGAGUCGACGCGGGCACACGGUGCGCGCUGACAUCAGCAACGAUAGGAAGCCAGCAAAGAGAGUCGUCGCCGCAAAUGCAUCAAAAGGGGGGGCGGGACUUGCAGAGAAAGGGGAGGGGACACAGGCUGUGACCGAGCGGGGGGCUUCAAACCCAGGGAAAAUGUACACCCCCCCAAAAGAAAUGUCCAGCCAGCGGGUGGAGGCACUUCGCAGGGCCGCAAGGCAGCGGCCGAAGACGGCCCCGCGUCAGCAGGGUCCGUUUGACUGGGUUGGAGAAUUGGCGUUUGGUAAUCCAAUUGCAAAGGGAGUGCAGAAGGCAGUAGGGACCGUGGCUGUGGCGGCGGGGGCGGGCUUAUUCAGGGAGGUCGGUCCUGGGGGGGUGGAGGCGCCAGAAGUGGAUUACGCUCUGAGGGGCAACUUUGCACCAGUGCCGGAGCUGGAGGGGAGGAUGCCAGUGAGGGUUCUAGAGGGAGCCGUGCCCAGCGGGUUUCCGGAUGGGGUGUAUGUCCGCAAUGGUCCCAACCCUCAGUUCAUGCCCAAAACAUACCGCUCGCUCACGGGCAGCCUGACCAAGUACCACUGGUUCGAGGGUGAUGGCAUGCUGCACGCGGUGCGGUUUCAAAACGGAAAGCCUAGCUAUCAGAACAAGUUUGUCGGGACAGAGGGGUAUAAGCUGGAAAAUGAAGCGGGGAAGCCAGUUCUGAUGGGUACACUUGCGGCCGGAAACUUGCUGGAAAACAUGGCGGUUAACUCGGUGCUGCACGGAAUUGGGUUCAAGCAAACUGCCAACACCCACGUCGUGGGGCACCACGGCAGACUGCUGGCACUCAUGGAGGCCGGCCCCCCCCACGAAGUUGAUAUGGACGAUCUCACGACCGUCGGCGUUUACGACUUCGACGGCCAGCUCGACUUCCCCUUCACAGCCCACCCAAAGAUAGACCCCCGAAAUGGGGACAUGGUUUUCUUCGGUUACGCGGUCACGCCCCCGUACUGCUCCGUGGGGGUCGCGUCCAAGACUGGCGAGCUAGUGCACAAGACCCCCCUGGACGUGAAGCGCCCGACCAUGAUGCACGACUUCGCGAUCACGGAGAACUACAACGUCAUCCUCGACUUUCCGCUGACGUUCGACUUCCAGCGGAAGCUCCGCGGGGGGGAGCUGAUCGAGUUCGAGCCGGAUCAGCCCGCGCGGUUUGGCGUCAUGCCGCGCUUCGGUGGCAGGGAGUCGGUGCGCUGGUUCGAGACGGCCACGUGCUUUGCGUUCCAUACGCUCAACGCAUACGAGGACGGGAACGAGAUUGUACUGUACGGCUGCGCCUCCAAGAACCCGGCCCUCAGCACCCCGCCCGACCAGUCCGCCUCGGAGUGGUUCGCCGAGCACUUGGGCAAGCCGGAUGGCGGGUUAAAGGCGCGGUUAACCGAGUGGCGGAUUAACCUGAAGACCGGGGGGGUAACCGAGAAGAUGCUGACGCCCCUGGACUUCUCGGCGGACAUGCCCCGGAUCAACGAUAACUACGCCGGGUUUAGGAACCGGUUUGGGUACGGGUUAGUGACGGACACGGACGCUACGGUGCGGGAGGGGAUGCCGCUGCACACGAGCAUCGUCAAGUAUUACCUGCCCGACGAGAAGAACGCGCAGGUGCCGAUCAAGAUGGAGUUCCACAACUUCGGCCCCGACCGCUUCGGUUCCGAGCCGUCGUUCGUUCCGCGGGACGGAGCGACGGAAGAGGACGACGGCUGGCUCGUCUGCUUCGUAUACGACCGGAACACGGACACGUCAGAGCUCCUGAUCGUGGACGCGCAGCGCUUCUCGGAGCCUCCCGUCGCCCGUCUCGCGAUUCCGCAGAGGGUGCCGUUCGGGCUGCACGGCUCCUUCGUCCCGUUGGCAGCAUGAGCAACCUAGUCACGCGCAUCGAUUAAGCAGAUUGGGCAAAGCUUCGCAGUCUAGUUUGACGCUGGGCUAAUUGCUGGCAUUCAUACAUUCAUUCGUUACAUCCGAAGCAGUUGGGCUACGCUAGAUUUAGUCAAAGAUAACGCAGAGCGCACGCGAAUUUGACAACAUACCGAUCAUUGGGGUAACGCAGAUUGCACGCGAUUCUUUGACUCGCGGUUGUACAUAGGGGGUCAGGCUUAGAUUCGUAAACAGCUCUGGAUUGCUUGCUUGGAAAGCAGUACCUUAUCACGGUCGAUAGGCGCGACUCCUUGACAGCGAAAUAGAAUCGAUUAGGUGGUCACUUUGCACACGUCCUGAGCGGCGUCCAGCUCGCAAAGGUUGUUGAAUAGCUUUGGAAAAGAAAGACUUGCAGUCUUAAGUUGACUGCCAAAAUUCUGGAAUUCAGGUUCCCAUGUGUGGUAUUAAACGACAAUUAUCCAUGUAAUCGUUUCGAUCGAUUUACAGUUUGAAA
Messenger RNA from Klebsormidium nitens, 3127 nucleotides. NCBI's taxonomy places the organism in Eukaryota, Viridiplantae, Streptophyta, Klebsormidiophyceae, Klebsormidiales, Klebsormidiaceae. The record is from the annotation of a GenBank genome assembly.